AUGUAUUCAGUCCCUUCACAGUCACCGCCCGCUUCGGGUCGCAAGGGGAGCAAAAAGGUGCGGACUGGCUGCAUCACCUGCAAAAUUCGAAAAGUAAAAUGCGAUGAAGCCAAGCCUUACUGUCUACGAUGCAUCAAAACAGGUCGUCAAUGCGACGGCUACCGUCCAUCGCCCAACUCCUCACCAGAACCCAUGGCUCUCAGCCCAUCACAAGGCUUUGACUCUCCCCAAGAAGUCCACGCCUUUGACCAUUACCGUCUCCGCACCGCAAAAGUUCUCUCCGGUGCCAUCGACGCAAGCUUCUGGGGUGGCGUGGUCCUCAAAAUGAGUACCUCGGAACCAGCAGUGCGACACGCCAUUCUCGCCAUUAGCAGUCUCCACGAAGCAGUUGAAACGCGCAGUAGAACGAAUCGCGAAGUCGACACGCGCUUUGCAUUUCGCGAGUAUGGAAAUGCAAUUACAUCGCUGCGCAAUUGGGGUCAGAGAAAUGAUCCUUCUCUUGUUCCCCUCCUUGUCUGUGUCUUGUUCAUCUGCGUUGAGUUUCUCAUUGAUCGCGAUACAGCUGCGCAGAUGCACAUUUGUCAAGGCCGACAGAUUCUCUCCACAUUAAACGAUGGCCGAUCACCAUCUAUGGAAAUGAUCAAGCACGUUCUCGUACCCAUCUACGCUCGUCUCAGCCUCUCGAGCUUUCUCUUCGGUAGUCGUCCCGCGCCUAUUCCGACACAUCUCCGAAGCUGGACAGACAUGCCCAUCAUGUUCAGCAGUCUUGAAGAAGCGCGCUACGCUUUGUAUCUGAUGCUCGAUGAUACCUUGCAAUUCACUUUUGCGGCUCGUCGUAUCAUCUUCGAUCCAAACGCGGACCCCCAAGAAAUUGUUCAAUUCCAGCAUGAGCAACAACGACUUCUGUCUCAGCUAAAUCGAUGGCACGCUGCUUUUACCGUCAUCACAUCAAUGACACCUCAAUCGCCCGCUUUGGAAAAUACACUCAAUGUCAUCCGAAUCUACCACCAAUCUACCCUAAUCUACAUCUCCAUCGCCUUGGACACAGGCGAGAUGCGCUUCGACAACUACACAUCCAAUUUCGCAACCAUCAUCUCCCUAGCAUCCACCAUCCUCAGCUCAACACCCGCCAACUCCAAACUCGAACCUUUUAGUUUCGAAACAGAGAUCAUUCCUCCCGUUUACUGGACCGCCAUCAAAUGUCGCCAUCCCCUCCUUCGUCGCGCAGCCCUCAAACUUCUAACACGAGAACAAAUGCGCAAUCGCAGAGAGAACCUCUGGCACGCCCGCGAAGCAUCCGUCAUCGCAGCGCGCAGUAUCGAGAUGGAAGAAUGCGAUUUUGACACCACCCCAAUUGACCCAGAUCUAAUGAUGGGUAGUCCAAGGACCAUCCCAAGUCCCAGCGCCCUCAGCGACAUAUCAGCAGAAGCAGAAGUCAUCUACGAGAUCCUCGUCAACAAAGACAUAAAAAUAAAGAUUGAGACAUCCAAACCUCCCAGUCUUCCUGCUCCACCUGUAUCUUUCAGCGAUCCAACACCCGAGGAAUUUUUAUCUGGGUCGCCGUUAAGUCUGGCGUCCAGCGGAUCGUCUCCCGCUCCUAUGACGCCUGCUUCGGUGACGGACGGUGUACCGCAGCUUGAUGUCGCUGCGCUAAAAACGAGUGGUCUUGAACCGCCGUUUAAUAUUCCGGAUAGUCGACGUAUCAAGAAUGCGGUUUUUGGGCCAGCGGAGUCGGAGGGGAUUCUUGUCACGUUUUUCAGGGAUCCUGAUCCGGGAGAGACGCAGUGGAAGGUUACCAGGGAGUUUUUGAAGUACUGA
Messenger RNA from Fusarium pseudograminearum CS3096, 1818 nucleotides. RefSeq lists its product as uncharacterized. The coding region runs from base 1 to 1818 and encodes 605 amino acids. The transcript has 3 exons. Gene Ontology annotation, biological process: regulation of DNA-templated transcription. The record is from RefSeq and is a predicted model, not a curated record. NCBI's taxonomy places the organism in Eukaryota, Fungi, Ascomycota, Sordariomycetes, Hypocreales, Nectriaceae. Gene Ontology annotation, molecular function: zinc ion binding; DNA-binding transcription factor activity, RNA polymerase II-specific.